This is a messenger RNA of Paramecium primaurelia, 4086 nucleotides long. The record is from the annotation of a GenBank genome assembly. Lineage: Eukaryota; Ciliophora; Oligohymenophorea; Peniculida; Parameciidae.
AUGCAUGUUGAGAAUCCUCAUAACAAUAAAUAUAUUGCUAAAGCAUGGUCUGUUUUGGCUGCAGUAAAUAUGUGGGGUGUAAUCAUAUUAUGUUUUGCUAAAUUCUUAGAAGGAUAAUUAUUUUUUGGAACUAUUUAUGCUUGGUUAUUUGGAUUACCAUUUAUGAUAGCUGCUGUAUUGAAGACAGAUAAAUUAAAUUAUGAAUUGUUAUUGACUAAUUUAAAUAAAGUGUCUGAUCCUUAAGAAGUCCUUAAUUUAACAGAUUAUUUAAUCCAAUUGUAUAAAACUUAAGAUUCUGAUUCCUAAUUGAUGAUUGAUGGUUUUCUAGAAAUACAUAGAGCAACUUGUGCCAAAGAAGAUUGUUAUCUCAAAUAAAAAAGAUGUAAUAAUCAAAGAAUUUUAAAAUCUUUCUUUAAAGAUCUUACUUUAUCUGAAAGAGAUGUAGACAUUUUGAUGGUAUUAGGAUAAGUGUAUUUUAAUUAAAUCAAAAGAUUUCCAAAUAAUAUUACCCUAAGAAUAAGAUAUUCUCUAUUUCUUUUUGAUUUAAUGAAAUAAAGAUAAUAAGCCCUUAAUGAGUUACUAUAAGCAGAAUAGUAAUACCCAAGUUUUGAUUAUGAAUUCAUAAUUUAUAGAUAUAAAUAGAUUAUCGAAAUUGAGAUGAAUUUAACAUAAACAGAAAAUUCAAAUGAAAAAUUAGAUGUAGCAACAGAAAUUGCAUUUUAAAAUAAUAUGAGAAGUUUUUAAAAUAAAAUAGAGAGAGCAACAUUAAUGCAUAUUGAUUUUUGGUCUUAAUUAUAAGAAGAUUAACCUGAUUUAGGUAAAAUGAAUGAUAUUGGAUCUAAAAUUAAUUUAGCUAUUACUUAAGUUGAAGAAUUAUGGAAUAAAAUGUAAAAAAUGACAUAAAAUUUACCUAAAGCUAUGAGAUUAUAUGCUAAAUUUAUUAUUGAAGUACUUUAAGAUAAAGAAUAUGGAGAAUCAUUAUUAGAUAAAUCUAAGAAAUUACAAUUGCAGAAUUAAAAAUAAAGGAAUUAGUCAAUGUUAUCACUUUUGAAUAAUGAUGAUUUAUGUUAUGAAUCAAAUGCAACUAUAAUUUUAUCUACAGCUCCAGAGAAAUUUGCUUAAAUUAUCAAUUUAAAUCUAUCUUGUUGCAAUCUUUUUGGAUUUGUAAAAUCUGAGAUGAUAAAUCGCAAAAUAAAUAUAUUUAUGCCUAAUUUAUAUUCUAAAUUUCAUGAUGCAUAUUUUGAUAGGUUUAUGUAAACAAAUGAUAAUAGAACAAUAAAUAAAGAAAGAUUAAUAUAUAUAAAAUAAAAAUCAAAUUACAUUUCCCCUUGUUUUUUAACUCUUAAAAUUAUUUAGUCUUUAGAUGAUAAUUUAUAGAUGGGAGCUUAAUUACGUCCAAUAAAAAUGUUCAAACCUACUUGCUAUCUGAUAGUAGAUAGUGAUGAAUUAGUAGAUUCUAUAUCUGCAUCAUGUGUUGCUUUAUUGAAUAUUGAUUAGAAAUAAAUAUCAAAAGGGAAAAUAAUGUUAUCAGAUAUCUUUCCAAAUUUUAGUUAAUCAAAAUAAUAGUAUUUAACUAAAAAUGGGGGAAUUUUAAAUUAUAAAUUCAGUGAAUAAUAAUUAAGUAAUAAAAAUAUUAAGGAUGAAAAUGUAGAAUAUGAAAUAUAUUUUACAUGUUAUAUGAAUGAAAUAAUUAAUAAUACUAUUGGAGAGUUAGCAGGAUAUGUAGUGAGAUUAGAAAUAUGUGGGAAUGAGAAAAGUAUUAAUUAGGAAUUGAAUGUACAUUAUCAUUAUUAAGGAGGUUUAUGUUUGUAAUUUAAAUUCAAUCCUCGUUUGAAUAGUUAUUAUGGAGAAUUUGUAGCUGAAAUGAAUUCAUAAAGAGUAGAUUAAACAAUAAUUUGGGAUUAGGGUGAUCUAUCAUCUAUGAUUUCAUCUAAUCAACAUGAAAUAUAGAAUAAUGGUAAUUAAUAGUAAUUAAUGAAAGUGAAUAAUAUUGAUUAAAAGAAGGAUUAGAUAGAUUAUGGAGAGGGGAUAGUAAUUGUAAGAUUAUUUGAGAACAGAAUUUAGGAUAUAAAUGAUCCAGAUAUAAUAUCAGAUGAAGAAAAUGAGGAUAAGAAUAGUGUAUUUUAGAGAAAUUAAAAUUAAGAUUUAGAGAGAUAAGGUUAAUAAGAAAUAAAUGAAAAGAAUAAUAUAUUUAGAUCAAGAAAAUAAUUAUCUUAAAUAAUAAAUAAUUAUUAGAUUCCUAAAGUAAUUACAAAAGUUAAUUGGACUGCAAAUAUUUUAACUAUUAUUUUAGUAGUAUUAUCAUUUACUGAUUUUUUCAUUAUUUAUGAAUAAUAUGAUGAAAUUUAUAAAACAAUAUUGUUAGUAAAAAAUCAAAAUUAAAGAAAUGCAGAACUUCAAACAAUUACUACAAGUAUUUAGAAUUUAUUGAUGUUGAAUAUGGAUGUUUGGGAAUUUUAAAAUGAAUUGGAAUAAUAAAAAUAUGAAACUUUAUGGAAAAAGAAAUUAAAUUAAUCAAUAAAUAAUGUUGAUAUUUUGAAUAAGGAAUUAAUGUUAACAGAAGUUAGUUUGAGUGAUGUAAUUUUAAAUAUGAUGAAUUCUGAUGUUGUGAGUAUGAAAUCAAGUGAAGGUAUUUCAUAAAUGUUUGAUUUAUCAGAAUCUAUUUAAUAAUUAUUAAGUAAAUCAUUAAUUAUAAGAGAUAAACCAAUAUAAGAUAUUAGAUUAAAUGAUAUUGAUGUUAAUUUUGUAUUGUUUAAUUCUUUAAAUAGCUUAGUAUUCCAAUUAAGAGCUUUUUCUACAUUAUAUGCAAAUGAAUUGAGAAUUAAAUCAGAAAAUAAUAAAGAUACUUUUUUAUUGAUAUUAAGUAUUUCAGCUGCUGCACUUGGAGUUGGAUUAUUUAUAAUGUUAAUUGCAAUAGUUUCAGUAAAUAAAACUAUUGAAGAAAUUUUAGUUAUUUUUAUAGAUAUUCCAGAUAAAAUGAUUAAAUAUUUAUUUAAUAGAGCUGAGAAUUUUAUUUCUAAUUUAUAAAUGGGAGAAGAUGAUGAUUUAAUCUCAGAAAUGGAUGAAAUAGAAAAAGAAAAUCAAAAUGAAUUGAAUAAAUAAUUAAAAGCUAAAAGAAAAAGAAAGAAAUAUAAAAAUACAAAUAAAGAAUAACGUAAUUUUACUCUAGGAAUUUUAAUAAUUAUUCUACUUGCUUAAGGAUAUUUUAUAUUAAAUUAUCUAUUGAGUAAAACAUUCUUAACAGAUCUAAAUUAAAUGAUACCUGAAAUUAAUGCUACUGCUAGAGCUGAAAGUUUCUAUAGAUUUGUAGAUAUAAGUGAAAGAUCGUUAUUUCUAAAUCGUAAUCAAACAAUUAUGAAUUAAGAUGCAUAUGAGAUUGUCAAAAAUAAUCUAAAUGGAUUAUAUAGCUUAGAUUCAUCCAUACAUUAAGAACAUGCCUCAAAUAUUGAAAUUACCAGUCAAUUAUAUUUAGAUUCCUAUAAAUAAAUAUUUAUGGAAUAACCAUGUACAAUAAUUUCAAAUUUCUUAAAUGAAAUAACAGAAUAAGAAUGUCAAGUAUUUGCUGAUGGAGCAGUCUAUUAAGGAAUGGCUGUUGGUAUUGCUAGAUAUUUUGAAAAUCUAAGAUACAUUAUGACUAUAUAUGAUUAAUUUUGGGGAAAUCCAAAUGUAAAUUUUACAUUGUUAGCUAGAGGAUUUGGAAAAUUUAAGAAUAUAACCAAAGACAGUGAUAAUGUAAGAAAUUAUAUUUUAAAUCUAAAUAAUUUCAAUUAAACGAAAGAAGCUAGAGAAAUGUAAGAUAGUUACAACAGAGCAACAUUUCGAUUUCUCGUUUCUUAAAUGAUAGAAGGGAUUAGUCAAGAUAUGGAAGAUCAUAAAACUUAAAUACUUGGACUCUUUAUCGUUUUUGAAGGAUUGAUCUUUAUUGUAUACUUUCUCUUAUGGUUACCUUUAGUUGCCAAGUUUACUAAAGACAUAUGGAGAACAAGAUCUAUGAUCUUAAUGAUUCCACUUAGUGUCAUACAAAGUAUUAAAUCAAUUAAGACAUAUAUAAAAACAAAUAUUUAGAUCAAUGAUGUUGAAGUUUGA